Prorocentrum cordatum is the source of this 1953-nucleotide messenger RNA. Lineage: Eukaryota; Dinophyceae; Prorocentrales; Prorocentraceae. The record is from the annotation of a GenBank genome assembly.
CCAGCAUUCCGGGCUCUUAGCUGGUCGGCGGCGCUGUCCCCCCCCCCGCGAGACGCUCAUAGGCACGCGCCCGCAAAGGGCACCUCCGCACCCGAAUGACGAUGACGCGGCGCUUCGCCGCCCUGAUGCUCCUGCUGGCGCCCGCCGCGGCCGACGGCAGGGGCGCGCCGUCCUUCGCGCAGGAGACCCCUUCGUCAGGAUCGAGGUUCGCGGCGUCGGAGGAGCACAACAAGCAUGCUGAUGGAGGCCCGCGCCGACAAGAUCUUGGGCGAGCUGAGGGCCGCGGAGGGAGCCGUGGCGAAGGAGUUGAAGGGCCAUCCUGCGCUGCUGCGACAGGAGGAGGCCCUGCUGCAUCAGGCGGCCGCAAGAGCCGGGGAGGCCCGCAGGGCAUUCUACGGCGAGGCAAACAUCGAGAAGAAGAGCUCCGCUCUGCUCGCCGAGGAGCGCAAGGCGACCUCCGAGGAGGGAUCCGGCAGCCACGCAGCGGCUCAGGCCGCGCAGGGCGCGCUGCUGGGGCUCGCCUCUGGCCUGGAGAGCGUGGCCCGCGACGACCGCAGCGUGCUGGCGCACUCGGGCGAGGUCGCGAAGGCCACGAGGCGGAUUCUGGGCGACUCCGUCACCAGCCGCAGGGUCCAGGCGCUCAUGAGCAGGGCCGAGGGCUACGAGCGGAGCGUCAUGUCCAGCGAUGAGCACGCGGCCAAGGAGGCGCGGAGGGAGGCCAGGAGGCUCCGGAACUUGCCAGGGCGCGCGGCUUCGGGGGCGGUGAAGCUCCACGGGGAGGCAACGACUCCGGAGGGCUUCAGGGUGGGAAGCGACGAGGACAUCCAGAACGAGGUCAACAAGAUGAUGUCGGAGGCGGAGGCCAUGCAGGCGCGCAAGAAGGCCUUCGAGGCUGUCCACGGCCUGGGAACGUUCAAGACUCCCAGCGCCAUGGCCCAGGCCACGCAGACGCGCCACGGCUCCCAGGACGGCCACAAGCUCUCGAUGUCGCUGGCCAAGAAGGGGGCGGAGGCCAAUCAGGCCGGGUCUGCCUCCGAUCUGCGCAGCGGGGCGGACAGGCACUUGCACGAGGAGGAGGCUCGCCGGCACCGCGUGGCGCUCCGCGAGAGGGCGGAGGCGUCCAAGUCCCGCUCCGAGGCGGAGCAGCUCGGGCUGCAGAAGCGGCGGGGGCAGAAGCACCGCGUGCACGGCACCCGCGACGACCACGCCGGGGCCCAGGACGGUGCGAAGAGCUACGAGGAGCUCAGCGUGGAGCGCAGGCGCCAGGCGAGGCUUUCCAUCGAGAAGGCGAAACGCGAGCACGCCGCGAGGCAGCGUGGCCAGGGCAGCGCGGAGGCCUCCGCGCAGUCCCGCGACCGCCGCCUGAUCCAGGAGCUCAACGCUGUGCGCCGCGACCUGGUGCACUCGCUGCAGGACGGCACCGAGGUGGACGACGGCGCCGCGCGCACGGAGAACAGCCUCAUCCGUGAGGCGGAGCGGGUGCUCGAGGAGGCGCGCGCGGCGCGCCAGCGGGGCCUGCCAGUGGCGCUGCAGCGCGGCAGCCGCGCCCAUGGGGCCUCCGCGGCCUCGGCGGCCGAGCUGGCCAGCCGCGGGGCGGCGAUGGCGAUGCACGCGUCGAGGGCCGCGGAGAAGGAGGCGCGGUCGGAGGCCGAGAUCCUGCGCGAGACCAGGUAUGCGGAGGCCCAGAUCGGGAAGCUGCUCCGCGCGGAGGGCGCCGAGGGGGUCCGCGCGGAGGUGAUGAAGGACCUGGAGAAGGCGCGGCAGGCCGAGAAGCAGACCAUCAAGGCCCAGAGCAAGGAGGCCGCACACUCGUGGCGGGCGGCGCAACGCAUGGCGAAGCAGGCCCGCGGCCUCGCGGGCAAGGCCUGAGGAGCGGCCCGCCAGAUCGAGGCGUGCUGGUGACAGGGCGCGCCCGCAGGACGAGAGAGAGAGAGAGAGAGAGAGCGACAGGCG